Molecule: messenger RNA, 3129 nt
Organism: Xiphias gladius (swordfish)
Lineage: Eukaryota; Metazoa; Chordata; Actinopteri; Istiophoriformes; Xiphiidae
Gene: kcnh8
Product: potassium voltage-gated channel, subfamily H (eag-related), member 8
Exons: 16
Coding region: 1-3129 (1042 amino acids)
Biological process (GO): potassium ion transmembrane transport; regulation of membrane potential
Cellular component (GO): membrane
Molecular function (GO): voltage-gated potassium channel activity
Source: RefSeq, a predicted model, not a curated record
AUGCCUGUGAUGAAGGGAUUAUUAGCGCCGCAGAACACGUUUCUGGACACUAUAGCCACACGGUUUGAUGGAACUCACAGCAACUUCAUCCUGGCCAAUGCUCAGGUGUCGAAAGGCUUCCCCAUCGUCUACUGCUCUGAUGGCUUCUGUGAGCUCACAGGAUUUUCCCGGGCAGAGGUCAUGCAGAAGAGCUGUGCCUGCAAAUUCCUUUAUGGGCCUGAGACCAGCGAAAGCAUCAUCCUCAGCAUCGACGACGCCUUGGAGGAGCGCAAGGAGUUUAAGGACGAGAUCAUGUUCUACAAAAAGACAGCUGUGCUGUUCUGGUGCCUGCUGGACAUUGUGCCAAUUAAGAACGAGAAGGGAGACGUGGUGCUCUUUCUGGCUUCAUUUAAGGACAUCACCGACACCAAAGCUAAAGCCAUCCAAGAGGACAAGAAGGAAGAGCGACGGCGCGGCAGGGUGAAAACAGGCUCUCCAUUCAGCUCAGCUCGUUUGCGGAGCAGUACAGUGCUCUACCACAUCUCUGGUCACCUCCACAGCAGAGAGAAGGGCAAGAUUAAACUCAACAAGAAUGUGUUUGGGGAUCCACCGGCUCUACCAGAGUACAAGGUAGCAGAUGCCAAGAAGUCCAAAUUCAUCUUACUGCACUACAGCACAUUCAAGGCCGGUUGGGAUUGGUUGAUUCUGCUUGCCACAUUCUACGUUGCUGUGACGGUGCCCUACAACGUUUGUUUCAUCGGUGAUGAUGAUGACCUGACCCGCAGCACGACUGUCAGUGACAUCGCAGUGGAGAUACUCUUCAUCAUAGAUAUUGUUUUCAAUUUUCGCACCACUUAUGUCAGCAAGUCGGGCCAAGUGAUCUUUGAUGCUCGACAGAUCUGCAUCCACUACCUGACCACAUGGUUUAUCAUCGACCUGGUGGCUGCAUUGCCCUUUGAUCUGCUCUAUGCCUUCAAAGUCAGCGUGGUGUCUGUGGUCCACCUGUUAAAAACGGUACGUCUGCUCCGUUUGCUGCGGCUGCUCCAGAAGAUGGACCGCUACUCGCAGCACAGCACGGUGGUCCUCACCCUGCUGAUGUCUAUGUUCGCCCUGCUGGCCCACUGGAUGGCCUGCAUCUGGUAUGUCAUCGGCAAGAUGGAGAUGGAGUCCAACACCUACAACUGGGAGAUCGGGUGGCUCCAUGAGCUGGGGAAGCGCCUGGAGUCGCCGUACUAUACCAUAGGAGGUGUUAAUGGGACCGGCAGUGGUCCAUCCAUCCGGAGCGUCUACAUCGCUUCACUCUACUUCACCCUCAGCAGUCUGACCAGCGUGGGCUUUGGCAACGUGUCGGCCAACACUGAUGCCGAAAAGAUCUUCUCUAUUUGUGUGAUGCUUAUAGGAGCACUGAUGCAUGCCUUGGUCUUUGGUAAUGUGACAGCCAUUAUCCAGAGGAUGUACUCACGCUGGUCCCAGUAUCACACCAGAACCAAAGACCUCAAGGACUUCAUACGCGUCCAUCAUCUGCCACAGAGCCUCAAGCAGCGAAUGUUGGAGUAUUUUCAGACAACCUGGUCAGUCAACAACGGCAUCGACUGUAAUGAGCUGCUGAAGGACUUCCCGGACGAGCUGCGAUCUGACAUCACCAUGCACCUUAACAAGGAGAUCCUGGAGCUGUCGUUGUUUGCCUCUGCCAGUCGUGGCUGCCUGCGCUCCCUGUCUCUGCACAUCAAGACCUCCUUCUGCGCUCCGGGGGAGUAUCUCCUCCGACAGGGUGACGCACUCCAGGCCAUCUUCUUUGUCUGCUCGGGGUCCAUGGAGGUUCUGAAAGAUGGCAUGGUGCUAGCCAUCCUGGGUAAAGGUGACCUGAUUGGGGCGAACCUGUCCUUAGACGACCGGGUGAUAAAAACCAAUGCGGACGUGAAAGCCCUGACCUAUUGUGACCUGCAGUGUAUCAACCUGAGGGGGCUGUAUGAGGUGUUGGACCUUUACCCUGAAUACUCCUACAACUUCGUCCAGGACAUCCAACAGGACCUCACGUACAACCUGAGGGAGGGACAUGAGACACACGUUAAGGCCAGACUGUCCACAACAGCUCUGGAUACUCAGUCAGGGGUGAGAAAGAACGGGCGAGUGGUUCAGGGUUAUCCACCCAUCAUUGAGGAUCAGGAAGAACGUGAAGUCAAUGAGGAUGAGGAGGAGGACGAGGCCACGUCUGUGUCUUUGUCAUCGGAGCGCAACCGAGCAGUGAGCCUCGGGGAUGCCGAUGGGAAGUCUCUACUGAGCCAACCCAGCCAGAAGACCACGGGGCAGAGCUCCAAGAGGUCUCGGAGGAAGAUCCAGGAAAUUACUCUCACCACUUUAGACCCUUGCAACCUCAGCCCCAGGAUCGUGGACGGUACUGAAGACAGUGAGAGGACAGAGAGUUCCAUGGCCUUCUCCUUCCCCGCCACCCGGGGUUGUCCCAUCAGUGAACCAACCAGUGCCUCAGCAUCUGCCACAGAUAUGCUGCAGAUAAGCACGGCAGAAUUAGCAGCAAAAGCAGAAGAGACCAGGGAACAACUGCGACAUCUUGACCAGCAGGUGAGCACCCUGGGCAGGGAAGUGGCUGACCUUGGACGAGUCAUGAAGAGAAUGGCUCAACUCAUGGAGAACCUCAUGUCAUCGGUGCCACCACCUUCAGUUGACUGCCCAGCGCAUUACUCGCUGGCACACAACACAUACCUGCUCCAUCCCAACCCUCCUCAGUCUUACCCUUCACCAUCACAGACUCCCUCCAUCUGGACAGACACAUCUUUGUCAUUGCCCUCCUCUCCCCUCACAAUCCCCCAGCAACAUGGUGCAACACGCCACAUGGACUCCCUCACACAUAGACCCCAGCAUCUCCAGCUGGGGUACCCAGCUAUCCCCAGCUCAACUCCACCUGCAACCCCCAACUCAUCAGCCCUUCAAUUACAGCCUCACAUGCCUUCCUCACCCCUCAGCUCACCGGAGAUUUCCCACUAUAAAGACGAGGCCUGUAGCUCCAUCAGGUCAAGGGUACAUAGUCCACCUCCGCAGGACGGGGGAGAUGAGGGCCCUCGUCAGAGCUCUGGGUGUUCUCCACAAGCUGGACUAGGGGUGGGUUACCACAAGCCAACUAAGGGUUUGUAG